Carlito syrichta (Philippine tarsier) is the source of this 1456-nucleotide messenger RNA. It is a transcript of the gene ARPC4, whose product is annotated as actin related protein 2/3 complex subunit 4. Gene Ontology annotation, biological process: actin filament polymerization; Arp2/3 complex-mediated actin nucleation. Gene Ontology annotation, molecular function: actin filament binding. Gene Ontology annotation, cellular component: actin cytoskeleton; Arp2/3 protein complex. NCBI's taxonomy places the organism in Eukaryota, Metazoa, Chordata, Mammalia, Primates, Tarsiidae. The record is from RefSeq and is a predicted model, not a curated record.
AUGGUGAGAGAGCCGGGCCCCGGGCCAGGGACCCGCUGUUCUGCCUCUGGGCUGUGGACUGCCACUCUCCGCCCCUACCUGAGUGCCGUGCGGGCCACACUGCAGGCUGCCCUCUGCCUGGAGAACUUCUCCUCCCAGGUUGUGGAACGACACAACAAGCCAGAAGUGGAAGUCAGGAGUAGCAAAGAACUCCUGUUACAACCUGUGACCAUCAGCAGGAAUGAAAAGGAAAAGGUUCUGAUUGAGGGCUCCAUCAACUCCGUCCGGGUCAGCAUCGCUGUGAAACAGGCUGAUGAGAUUGAGAAGAUUUUAUGUCACAAGUUCAUGCGCUUCAUGAUGAUGCGAGCAGAGAACUUUUUUAUCCUUCGAAGGAAACCUGUGGAGGGGUAUGACAUCAGUUUCCUGAUCACAAACUUCCACACAGAGCAGAUGUACAAACACAAAUUGGUGGACUUUGUGAUCCACUUCAUGGAGGAGAUUGAUAAGGAGAUCAGUGAGAUGAAGCUGUCGGUCAAUGCCCGUGCUCGCAUUGUGGCUGAGGAGUUCCUCAAGAAUUUUUAAACCACCUGGCUGGAUCUCGUGGCCUUCCCCCUCAGACUCCCCCGUGUCUCUACGAAGGCGUCCUGGAGUCACUCCCCAGAGCAGCAGCGGCGGCAGUGGGGAGCUGGGUCAGGGUGGGCAUCAGAUGCGGGAGGUGGGUGGUAUGCUUGCUAGCUGGGCAAGAAAGCAGCAGUGGACCUGCCCCAAGGCCACAUGUGCCUGGUCAGGCUGGCUUCUGAUGUUUAGUCCCCUGGGCCGGGACAGAUUUUUUUUUUAAUGUCUUGAAACUUAAACUCUGUGCUUGUAGGAGACUGUAACCUUUUUGUCUUUUUUUAAAAAAAACAAACAACCUCCACCUCCAGUGGCUGUGACUGGUCCCAGUGAUUGUACCUUAUUGGUCGCUGUGGGUCUGGGCGGGCCUGGAGCCAGAAGGCGACUACUUUUCCUCUCCCAUGCCAUCCCAGGUGGAGAGGGAGGGAGGUUUCAGACUCCAGUUCCUCUCCCUUGCCCUUUUAUUCCCAAGCCUUCUUGGGGCCAGCAUAAGUGGUGAAAAUACUCUGCCAGUUCCUGAGCUCUGCCUGAAGAUGGCCACCUAGCACUGGCUGGGGACAAGGGCUGAGUCAGUGACCACCUAUCAUGCUUAGGAACUGGGGCCCAAAAGCCAGGCAGCCUCUGGCUGCAAGGGCCAUUUGGUGUCCACUCUGCAGAGAGGGGCCACUGUUUCGCCUUGUCUAUCAGUGCAGUGCCUGCGCUAGAGGUGGAGAGGUGAGUCCUCCUCCAGAGCGUCCCGGCCAGGUUCUCCUCCUGCCUGCUCUGGCUCCUCUGCUCCCAUGCUCGCUGUCCCUUUUCUGAUUCUGGUGGGUCCUCCCUCCCUUGAUUAAAGUCUCUUCUUGCCCCUUUGGGGCUGCAUGAGGUC